Messenger RNA from Stegastes partitus (bicolor damselfish), 1038 nucleotides. It is a transcript of the gene cenph, whose product is annotated as centromere protein H. Lineage: Eukaryota; Metazoa; Chordata; Actinopteri; Pomacentridae. The coding region runs from base 215 to 970 and encodes 251 amino acids. Gene Ontology annotation, molecular function: kinetochore binding. The transcript has 10 exons. Gene Ontology annotation, biological process: chromosome segregation; mitotic spindle organization; kinetochore assembly. The record is from RefSeq and is a predicted model, not a curated record. Gene Ontology annotation, cellular component: nucleus; kinetochore.
UGACCAGAAGUCUCGUUCGGGCGGGACGAAGUCUUUUGUUUUUCAGCAGAAGCAGAGACGUUGAAAACACGACGCCGAGCUUUCAGUAGAAUCGUGAGAAUGUGGGUCUUGAUUCUGGUGCGUUACAGAGAUAGACACCGUAAGUAGACGAGACGAGGCCAAAUCGACUGGGGUUCCUUUGGACCCCUCUGGACACGCGAGGAUCUGUUUCCCAAUGGAUUCUUCUGGGAACGCUUCACACUGUUUCCCAAUGGACUCUUCUGGAAACGAAGGCAACUUAAAUCGCAAGAUGAAAACAGUGGCUCUGAAUGAUGGUCCUGCUCCUGACAUCUCCACUGGACAGAAGGAAAUGUCACCUGGAGACAUGCUGAGAAUUAAACAGCAGAUGUCCAACCAGUGCUUUGAGAUGGCAGUACAGGUCCAAGCAGAUAAAAGUAAAAGAUCAUGCAGCACAUCUGAAGCAGACCGAGAGUUACCAGAUUACAUCAGUGAACUUGAAAGGGUCAAAACACUUCAUUUUAACAACACAUUGUCACUGCACAGAAUGCAGAUGUGGCACGCUGUGGGGGAAAAGCUAAAACAGAGUGAUCCAGAGGCGGAGGCCCUGAAAACUGUGACUGAACGCUGCAUGGCUCUUUGUUCACAAAUAAAACAUCUUCAGCAAGAGUCAAGAAAUCUUCAAGAUGAAAUAACAGAAAUACAGAAGACAAGACUUGAAAUGAAACGGCUCACACACGAGAAAAUGAGACAGAUUGAAGAGCUGACGUCAAAGAAGGAGCAUGCAGAUAGAGAAAAGUACAAAGCUGUGUUGGAGAAAGGCCAAGCGAACCUGGAGAAAUAUAAAAAGAUGGCAGUCAUGACACAGAACGUCCUGAGGGGAAUCCUCUUGGCCUGUAAAAUCAACUGGCUGGAUGAUCCCUCACUUCGAGACAUCGCCAUGAGCCUGGAGGAGUUUCCUAUCUCCGACUAGAGCAGGAUUAUCGUUAUCGCAUUUAUGUUUCUGUAUGGUAUUGUCUAAUAAACAAACAUUCCAAAUAA